AACAUGGGCGUCGAUGGGCGUGGGCGGCGUGACUGCGGACGAGUGCCUGUCCUGCAGAGCGAGUCCCUGCAGGCGCGUCACCGGCAUAUUCACCCGCCCGACGCUCCCUGUGGGCUACAACCUCAUUGCAAGGGUGCCGGCACGGGCGUGCAACCUGACUGUGAGCGAGAUGACCAGAUCGUCCAAUUUCUUGGCCAUAAGGACGGACCAAGGAUACAUUAUCAACGGCAAUUGGGCCGUAUUGCCUCCGGGCAGGUACAUGGGCGCUGGCACGGGCUUCUACUACAGCCACCCACGCCCACCAGCCGAGGGGGGGGAGGUCAUCCACGCCCCCGGACCCCUCGCCACCGACGUCGAUGUCAUGGUGAUCUACCAGGCCCCCAACCAGGGCGUGAGGUACGAGUACUGGCACCCCCUCGGCCCCACCUUCCCCCCCGCCCCCCGAGGCCCAGGUCGCGGCCCCGGGAGAGGCCACGCCGCCCACCCGCACUCGCAUCACGCCCAUCACACCCACAGUGGGCGUCACCGCGGCCCAGCUCCCCUUCAGGACGUCCAGCCGGCCUACGUAGCCCCGCCCACUUACUUCGACGAGCACCAAGUGGGCGUGGCUGACACGGGCGUCGUCCUCGCCUCCGCGACUCAGGGCGUGGGCGGCUACUUGGCGGAGGGCGGAGAGGCGGGCGCGGGCGGCCUCUCUCGCGCGGGCGGCCCAGAGGCGGGCAGGGGCGCGGCGCCGGCGUGGAAGGUGUGGAAGUUCACGCCCUGCUCGAGGACCUGCGGCGGAGGACAGCAGCAGACGGUGUACAUCUGUACGGGCGUGGGCGGCACCGUACUGACAGAGGACAGGUGCCAGGCGCCCAAACCACCGCCACAAACGGUACAUUGCAACCCACGACCCUGUCCGCCCGAGUGGCAGUUAGGUGAAUGGUCUCAGUGCUCCGUCACCUGCGGUACUGGCCUCAUGAAAAGAACCUGGGCAUGCGUCCAGGAGGUCACGCCUACCCUCAUCCGAGCUGUACCACCUGCCACCUGUCCUUCACCUGCCCUGCAAGCGAUUGUGCCCCUGACGCAGCCUUGUACUAUGGCCCCGUGCACGCGCUGGGAGGUCACGGCGUGGAGUCAGUGCUCCGUGGAGUGUGGCACCGGCCUCAAGUCCCGCCAGGUCACGUGCCGAGCGGAGGGCCGGAGAGUGCCAGACGAGCAGUGCAACGUCCAGGAGAAACCACCUAAGCAAGAGCUGUGCCACGGUCACACCUGCGCGCACCACACCUGGUUCUACACGGACUGGUCGGAGGAGUGCACGGGCGGCUGCGAGGACGGCGUGCAGACCCGGCGCGUGUGGUGCUCUCCGGGCGUGAACUCCGUGGAGGGCGAGUGCGACGAGACGCAGCGGCCGGCGGAGAGUAGGCCCUGCGCGCGCGCCGACGCCUGCGCCGCCGCCUGGUUCACGGGGCCCUGGACGCCGUGUUCCAAGGAAUGCGGGAAUGGGACGUCCACGCGAGAGGUCGUGUGCGUCGUGUUCCUCAGCGGGACCUUCAGGGCGACGCUUGACAUCGAGUGCAACCCUGAAUCUCGCCCGAACAGCACUCAACCUUGCAACCCUGAUGUGUGUCCGCCGCAUUGGUAUUACACCGACUGGUCUCCGUGUUCGCGGACGUGUGGUCGAGGAGCCAGCACAAGAGCCGUGCAAUGUCUCGACCAGGACCAGAGACCCUCCACUCGUUGCAUAAUUGCACAGAAGCCGCCAAUCACUCGCGCUUGCAACGGGCCGCCGUGUGUUGGGCCCUCGGGUACUAAAUAUACAGAACGGAACUGCGUCGACCGCUUCAUGAACUGCAAGCUCGUCCAGCAGGCCCGCCUCUGCCGCUAUUCCUACUACCGAGCCGUCUGCUGUGCUUCCUGCUUUUUACAGUAACUCCAGAGGGCCUUUUUAGCACCUGCAGAUCGUCCAGGAAGAAAAUGCGUCGGAGAUAGUGUGGCUCUUCCUUCCGUGUGUUUUAGAGUCUGCAAAGAACGCUGUGGUGAAUUCACUGAUCGAAAUGUUUCUUUAUGAUUGUUUUUAUUAUUGUGUUUAUCAGUAAUUUACCUUUUUUUCAGAUUUUCUUUUUUCUUUUUUUGGGGGGGAUAUCGUGUUCUACAUCGGAUUCUAAUCGUGAAUAUACAUUUAAAUCGGGUUUAUAUAUCGCUUUGGUAUCGGGAUUUCGUCAGAAUAUAAUCUCCAGCAAUGUACGGGACUCGGGAGGGGGGAGGGGGGAGAGGGUAUCCUAUGAAACACCUGUAUCUUGUAAAUAAGCCAAGAAGAACAGCUGCAUAACACCUCUAUCUUGCCAUUCUUGAGUAAUAAGUACGUCUUAUGUGUCAUUCUUGAGUGCAGAGACAACCAUACUCCUGUACUCCCUUACGAAACAUCUGUCUGUCAGCCAGUAGGAACAUCUGUAAUGGACAUACACCUAACCUUUCUAACCGAACAGAUGCACAUCAACAGGACAGCAAGAUUUUUUUAAACUAUUUUUUCUUCCUUUUCUUAUUUUUCCUAUGACUGCAUCACAUUUUGUAAAACUUUCUGUGUUCCUAAGUAUCAACAAACACUGAUAUAAGCUCUCUAUAUGAUAAUUUUAUAUAUAUAUUUCUAUAACCCCUCUCUAUGAAAAUAAUCAUUAAAACAAUAAUACCAGUCUUUAAAAAUAUCUUACUAAUGAAGCUUAAAAUCGAGACUCUUAUUGUUUCCAUAAGAGAUCCAUCUUUUUCAUAAUUGAUUCUCUUUUUGAACUAUAUAUAUCUUUUUUCUCACUCUUUCGUUAAGUUUAUGUCAACAGUGUCGUGUUAAGUUGCAGUAAUAAUGUGAUGUAAUGACCCAAGGUAACAUGUAACAUGGUAUAUUAAUAUAUGUAUAACAAAGAA
Penaeus indicus is the source of this 2901-nucleotide messenger RNA. RefSeq names its product ADAMTS-like protein 4. Gene Ontology annotation, molecular function: metalloendopeptidase activity. The coding region runs from base 14 to 1915 and encodes 633 amino acids. The record is from RefSeq and is a predicted model, not a curated record. Gene Ontology annotation, cellular component: extracellular matrix. Lineage: Eukaryota; Metazoa; Arthropoda; Malacostraca; Decapoda; Penaeidae. Gene Ontology annotation, biological process: extracellular matrix organization; proteolysis. The transcript is spliced from 10 exons.